CCACAUUUUUGUCGUUUUCCCUCCUACGGUAUUGGUAGUGUGCAAACCAUGUGCUCUAUCGCAGAUGAGUACGAGUACCGUACCCACACGGUACGGUACGUACCGAUACUAUCGCGUUUUUCGGAGGAUCGUAAAAAUCAAGAAUACGCUCUCGAUGCAAAAAGUAACAAGCGAACUAGUACAAGCACAAUAACCGAUAAUCACAUUGUCUCGGGCCACCCGUGAACGCAUUCAACUAUGGAGGAGAACACAUUAUCGACAAUGCUACGAAGCAGGAAGUCGCCAACCCACGGCUCCGCAUCACCGACGGACUCGUUGUGCGAUGGCAUGGACAUCGAGAAAUCAUCAUCUAUUGCCAGGCACGAUAAAUUCAAGCGACAGCUGUUUGGGGCACAUGCCAAUAGGAAGAAUGCGUUCCUGUUCGCCUCUCUACUUAUUGCAACGAACUUUACAACCUUUUUCGUAGUAUAUCAAUGGGUUUUGAGAUCGACAACCAAAGAAAUCUCGCAAUCUUGUCCGAAAGAUAUGGUCGGAUUCGCAAAUUGGUUUGGGAACACACUGGAUUCGAAACGAAAAGCGGCCUUUCAGGACAUUCGGAUCGACGAAACCAGCGGAAGGCAUCGAAAAUUUUUUACCCCGGUCCCUCCUCAAUUUCGCAAGACCUUCUACUAUGAUGGAAAGAAGAUCUCCCAGCCUAUUGCUCGGGCACUACGUUCCAGAGGUUGGGUCCGAGUUGACGACACAGACAAUGCCCACCUUAUAUAUACAUACUAUAACGAAGCAGACUGGGCCACGGAGCUCUUGCCCUGGCAGCGAUUCAAUUAUAUUCCAGGGCUGGAAAAAUGGAAUCGGAAGAGCGAUUUUGUCUACUACUACAAACAGUACGAGGAGGCAACUGGAAAGCCCCCGAGUGUUUACGUGCCAGAAUCCUAUAUGCUGACCGAGAAUAAAAAGGAAGUUGAGGCCUUUCGUCACGUUUUGGAGAAAGGCAAUGGCAAAAAUUAUCCUUGGGUUCACAAACUUUCCAACGUUAAUCAGGGGAAAGGAAUCACAAUUAUGGCACCGAAUAGCCCGGAACUCCUAACAUUACCGGACGACUCCAUCCGAACGAUCGAAAGUAUUCUCGCGAAUGACAAAAAAGACUCCAGCGGCAGUGAAGACGAGGACGAUGUAGAGGAGAGUAUUAUUCAGCGAUACAUCUGCAACGAAAUGACGUGGAACCAACGCAAAUUCGAUGUACGAAUGUACUGGUUUGUGGCCAGUCUUGAUCCGCUUGUAGUACUUUAUCACGAUGGUUACGUCCGCGUAGGCAACUCUGCCUACAGCGAAACUUCCUUCACCGAUACGACGUCUCAUCUAACAUCGCAUACGGGAUUGGGAGCCGAAGGAAAGGCCGAUUUUUCACAAUUGGAGGAGACCCUCAACAAACACCACAAAAAGAAACAGAAGACGCGACCACUAUUCCCAAAUGGGAACACGCCCGUCGAGCACGUUCGGAACCAAUUCAAGCACGCCUUAGGAGAAAUGAUCGAAAUCAUGAAAGACGAAUCAUUUGCGGUCCCAAAUCUUAACGACGAGGAUCCCGACAUUUCAACGGAAAAUUCCUUCCAGUUUUAUUGCGCGGAUUUCAUCCUAGACAACGACUUGGAUGUAUGGUUCAUUGAACCUCAAAAUGGAUGCGGAUUGGAUGAAGAUUAUUACUUUCGUCUUGAGAUGCACGCAUCCCUAUUCAACGGAAUGGUUGAUAUAUUAGAGGAAGUCGGCCAAAAACAGGAGAACCAAGAACCUUUGCUUCCGCUCGAGAAGUCCGGAAACUGGUAAGUUUUUGACUGUUUUGACUGGUGAUGUUAGCAGUUUUCUAGAUCUUGUUUCGAUGAAGAAUGAAAGUGUAAAGUCAGGGAUUGCCGGCUCAUAAAAGCGUUCCAUGUCUCACACACCCUCCAAUCGCCAAUUCGUUUUCAUCAUUCUGUACUAAUAUUCACUUCGACAAUUAAUCAUCAUGGAAAUAUGUAGGGAGAUUAUUUAUGCCGACGGUCAGGUAUAUAACUAUAAUGGAUACGAACGUUCCGCCAACAAAGAGGGAUGCGAGGUGCAAUAGGGAGGAGCUUGUUUUGGAGAGCAACAACGCUUUUCAUUUUAUACAUCUACAAACGGGUGUCUUUACAAAACACUCGUUGGACAGACAUCAAAGUCUCGAUUCGAUUAGAAAUUUUCGAUUUUUAGACCCAUAUACUAAACCUUUUGAAACCAGAAUACAAAUAAUAAUAAUGGUUCAAACUCAGUAGUUACUAGAACGAAUCUGAGCGAGCCAGGACAGGCAGUGAAAUAAACUUUGAUGGUAGAU
This is a messenger RNA of Pseudo-nitzschia multistriata, 2344 nucleotides long. The record is from the annotation of a GenBank genome assembly. Lineage: Eukaryota; Bacillariophyta; Bacillariophyceae; Bacillariales; Bacillariaceae.